This is a messenger RNA of Arabidopsis lyrata subsp. lyrata, 1658 nucleotides long. Its product is annotated as O-acyltransferase WSD1. The transcript has 7 exons. Gene Ontology annotation, biological process: triglyceride biosynthetic process. Gene Ontology annotation, molecular function: long-chain-alcohol O-fatty-acyltransferase activity; diacylglycerol O-acyltransferase activity. Gene Ontology annotation, cellular component: plasma membrane. Bases 76 to 1641 code for a protein of 521 amino acids. Lineage: Eukaryota; Viridiplantae; Streptophyta; Magnoliopsida; Brassicales; Brassicaceae. The record is from RefSeq and is a predicted model, not a curated record.
ACAAGCAUGGAGGCUAUAAAGACUUAAGAUGGAAACCAGAGUGUAGAGAAAGAAAGAAACGUUGAACAAAAAAGCAUGGAGAUUAAGACGCAACGACACAUAUCGGAGAACGAGAAGGAAGAGGAGCAACCACUUAGCCCAGCGGCCCGUCUUUUUCACUCGCCGGAGUUUAACUGCAACAUUAUAUCGGUGAUUGGUUUAAAGAGUAAGCUCGAUCCAUGUGUGAUUAUCAGAGGCUUUAAGGAAACUUUUAUCAGGCAUCCUCGUUUCUCAAGUAAAUUGGUGACCGAUGAGAAUGGACAAAACCAAAGAUGGGUUCGGACAAACGUGGUCGUCGAGGAUCACGUCAUUGUACCGGAAAUCAAACUUCAAAACAUAGAGAACACAGACUCGUUUCUCGAAGAUUACGUUUCUGACCUCAUGAAGAUCCCGUUGGACAUCUCGAGGCCAUUAUGGGAGCUUCACCUACUCGACUUGAAAACCUCAGACGCUGAAAACGUCGCAGUUUUAAAGAUCCAUCACUCGGUUGGCGAUGGUAUGUCAAUCAUGUCUCUUGUCCUCGCUUGUAUGCGUAAAACAUCAAAUCCGGAUGAGCUUCCUAGUCUCCCGUACCAGUACCGGUCGUCAUCAGGGUCAUCCCUGUUAACAACCGGCUCAAGAAGUGAUUCCCGGUUAUUGUGGCUGGUUAAGGUUCUCUGGACGGCGGUUAUAUUGGGUUUAAACACGAUUUGUGAUACUUUGGAGUUUAUUGUUACGACAUUGUUUGUUAAGGACACCGAGACGCCCAUCAAAGGUGAUUUCCGGUCAACGAAGAGUAAACGGUUGCGUUUGGUUCAUCGUACCGUAAGCCUUGACGAUAUUAAGCUAAUCAAGAACGCCAUGAACAUGACAGUCAACGAUGUUGUACUUGGAGUGACCCAAGCUAGUCUCUCGCAAUACCUUGAGAGAAGAUACGGAGAAAGAGAAACUAAGAGGAAGAGAAAAAAUCUGCCUAAAAGAAUAAGGCUAAGAUCAGCUCUGCUUGUAAACUUAAGACCCACAACUGGAAUCCAGGAUAUAGCCGAUAUGAUGGAGAACGGGUCCAAAUGUAGGUGGGGAAAUUGGUUCGGGUAUAUAGUAUUCCCGUUUUCUAUCGCAUUACGCGAUGACCCAUUGGAACAUCUCAAAAGAGCCCAGAAGAUCAUCACUCGUAAGAAGAACUCAUUCGGGGCAAUGCUAACAUACAUUUUCUGUAGAAUCAUUGUCAAAUUCCUUGGAAUUCAGUUGGCGGCUACUAUAAUAAACAGAAUGGUGUCAAACACAACGAUGACGUUUUCGAACAUGGUUGGUCCCGUUGAACAAGUUAGCUUCUAUGGACAUCCCAUCACUUACUUUGCCUCAAGUGGUUAUGGUCAUCCCCAUGCAUUGACGAUAAAUUGUCAAAGUUAUAUGAAUAAGAUGACAAUAACACUAAUCGUAGAUUCAACGGUGAUAAGUGAUCCUCAUCGGCUCUGUGACGAUUGGCAGGAAUCUCUCCGAAGCAUUAAAGCCGCUGUCCAGAAAAGAGGGUCUCUCGGUUUGUGGGAUUAUCUCAGGCUUCUCAGCAAUAGAAUGGCUUGGCUACUUUACCAAAUGGCUGGACUACUAUACAAAAUGCUUUGAUGCUAAAUUUGGGAUUA